This is a messenger RNA of Monodelphis domestica (gray short-tailed opossum), 1534 nucleotides long. RefSeq lists its product as uncharacterized. The record is from RefSeq and is a predicted model, not a curated record. Lineage: Eukaryota; Metazoa; Chordata; Mammalia; Didelphimorphia; Didelphidae.
AUGCCUCACUCCACACAUACACACACCCCGCGGCCCCGCGCGCGCCCCCGAGGGUCUUCGGUGGCGGGGGAGGCUGGAGGCGGGGCCCCGCGUGCCGGCCAACGCUCCCCGGCCUCAGCUCCCCCCCAGAUCAUAAGAAAAAACAAUGAGGCGGCCGAGCGCGCUUCCCUCACUCACCUAGUGCCGGCGCCACAGCCAGCGAAUUCCGACUCGCUGUGCUCUGCCUCGGCUCCUCGUCUGCCUCCGCGCCGGGCUGGCCAGAGGCCUGGAAGCAUCCAACCCCACCCCCUCCCUCGCCCGCUGGCUCCGGGCGCAGGACCCGCGGCCGCACUUCCGAGGCGGAGCGAGGCCCUCCUCCUCCUCCCUCCCUCCCAGUCUCCCGGGCCACCCAGCGUCCCAACCGCCCCCAGACCGUGGCGACUAACGCUACCGCCACUCUCGGGCACUGGGAAGCCAAUGUCUGUUAAGUCCCGAACCGUCCGAGACUCGCACCUCCCAGCGGCUCUUUUGCAUAUUCAGGAGCAGCCGCCGCCCAUUGGCCCGCCGACGGUGGCGCGUGAGGGGAUGAGCCUAUCGAAUUCCGGCCGGGAAGAGUAAAGGUCCUGUUCUCGAGAUGAAAAACAAGCUGGCCGAAUGAAUAGAAGUCACUCUCCAAAGUGUGGAAGAUUUAAGCUCAAGUCCUGCCUCAGAGACGUUAUCCAACUUUCUAUAGGACUCUAGUUUCAGAGAAGCAAUUAGUCCUCCUUGGGGAGGGAGAGUCCACCGGGGAAUUCUUUAUAAGUACCAAUAAAAAUCACAGAUCUAGUUUCCAGCCUCUCUAUCUUCCAUAGUCAAUUCCUUGGGUUACCGUGGCCAACAAAACAAUUUUAAUUUCUAUAAGUAUUGUUAGUUGGACUGUGCAUAGACAGAAAAGUAAAAGAGAUUCCAUUUCAAAAAAUGAGAACCUUUUUUUCAAAUUAUUUUAAUGCAGAGGAGAAGCUAGAACCUUCUUAAUGUAAAGACGACUAAGAGAGCAUUAAGCUCAUCUCUGAUUACUAAUCUUCUUUAAGUAGGUGAAAGGUGAUUUUCAUUAGCUAGCCUCCAGCUAAAGUAGGGGCUUACUUCCCCAGUGAACCUCUAGCAGCCUGAACAGGGUGGAGUGAUGUACUGAACAAAAGACAUCCUACUCUACUUGGGACUGAUGCCAAUUUAUCUACCUGAAGGAACGGAUCCUUUACCUGAGCAACCUGUUCUUCCACUAGAAUCCUAUAGAAAUUCUGCUACCCUUUGAAAUAUUGUCAUUUGAUACUUCCUGAAGAUAGGUUCUAGAAUUUCGUAUCUGAAAAUACUUAACAUUUUGUUUUUGCAGUAAGCAUAGUUUGGGAGUUUUCCCCCCCUACAAAACUAAGGAAACCACUUUCAAAUGACAGAAGAAAAGAACUUAAGAUUGAACCCUACCAACAUUAAAAGGAAUACAACCUAAUAAGACUGAUCUAUGUUCACCUAAAUUGAUUUCUUACAUUCCCAUAAUAAAAAAUCAUGAAAAAAUCUUCAA